Fomitopsis serialis is the source of this 2577-nucleotide messenger RNA. RefSeq lists its product as uncharacterized. The transcript has 7 exons. Bases 1 to 2577 code for a protein of 858 amino acids. NCBI's taxonomy places the organism in Eukaryota, Fungi, Basidiomycota, Agaricomycetes, Polyporales, Fomitopsidaceae. The record is from RefSeq and is a predicted model, not a curated record. Gene Ontology annotation, molecular function: guanyl-nucleotide exchange factor activity.
AUGGCCGCAGUCCCGCCCUUCCCGUCGGCCGCCAUGGUCGACUUCCCCUCGUCCUCCGAGCUCUCCUCGAGCCAGUCCGACCUUCGUUACCAGCGCCCCCCGCACCUCCCUUUCCGCCGCAUCUCCCUCCCCUCUGCGCCCAACCUCCUCCACCGCCAGUCCGUGGUCAGCACGGCCUCUUUCGACUCGCUCCCCGAGGAGGACAGCGCACCCGGGUCCGCCUCGUCCCCGGCCACACCCACCGUCAUAAGGAACGCGACGCGGUCCCCGGGUCGUAGGCCUUCUUCCGUCGACGUCGCACGCAAGGCACGGCGCCGGAGCCAGAUGCGUCUGAUUGACGAGCAUAGAGAAGCGAAGCGGCGGAAGGUCAUCAACGAGUUCUACGAGACGGAGAGGUCGUAUGUGGACGGGCUGGAGCUCAUAUACUCGCAUUUCCUGACGCCGAUUAUCGCGUCGCUGGACACACCACAGCAGCUCCUCGACCGGAACGAGCUCACGUCCAUAUUCUCCAACUUCAUCGACAUCUGGAACCUCCACCGCUCUUUUCACACUUCUCUUUCCACCUUCCUCGACACUUCCUCGUCGGCGCAAGCCGAGGACUCGCCGCCUCCCCUGUCUCCCGUGCUCCUCUCACACUUUCCCUACCUGUCCCUGUACACGCCGUUCGUCUCGUCUUUCUCCGACACCCUCGCGUCGUAUACAGCGCUGCUAAACAGCCACUCUGCGUUUGCUGCUUUCAUAGCUCAGCAGGAAGCGGACCCGCGCUGUGGUAAACUCAAGUUCCGAGACUGGCUACUGACGAUCGUACAGAGAUGUCCGCGGUACCUGUUGCUCCUCAAGGACCUCAUCGGCUGCACAGACCCCGAGGAUCCGGAGUACGCCCAACUGACAGCCGUGCACACGCUCGUCUCGAGGAUCACGUCCUCGCUCAACGCGUCCCUGCACACGCAUGCCCAGACCCUCGCGCUCCUCGCGCUCCAGCGCAACACCGCGAACCUCCCCUUCAAGCUCAUCUCGCCGGGGCGCACCUUCCUCAAGCGCGCGCCGGUCCUGCAGCUCGAGGGCUCCAUCACGCGGGAGCGCGAGUUUCUGCUCUUCUCCGACUGCCUCCUCUGGCUCGCGGGCGCGGACGGCGAGGGCCUCUCGGACAGGUGGGGCGGCGAGCCCUCGCCAACCUCGCCUGCGCGCGCGCCGCUGAUACGCACGCGCAGCAAGAGCGACGCGGAUAUGGCCGGCGCGGCGGAGGCGAUGAAGCGGAAGGAGAGUGUGCUGAAGUUUAGGCUGAAUGCGAGCCCGGUGAAGAAGAAGGCGCGGCACGCGAGCAGUGGGACGGACGAGCGGUGGGUGUUUAAGGGGUAUGUGGAUUUGGUGGACGUGGAGGUCGUGGUGCCGCCUGCGAGGGAGGUGGGUGAUGAUAGACGGUUGGAGAUCUUGAGCCCGCAGCAGUCGUUCGCUGUGUAUACUGCGAACGAGGAGGAGCGAGAUGACUGGUGCGCGGCCAUCCGGAACGCGAAGGGCUCGCUCCUCGUCUCGCUCAACGUCAUGCAGCCGAACUCGACCCUCACGUCCUCGUCCUCGACGAACCAUCUUCGGCGCACGCUCCAAGCACUGCCGUACGCACCCGAGGAGAACGAGGUCAAGCCGAAGAGGGGUCGCGUCGAUCACUUCGUGCCGGCUAUAUGGAUACCGGACGGGAAGACGCAGAGCUGCAUGAGAUGCGUUUGUGGGAGCUGCUCCGGCAAGACAUUCUUCAUACUGGACGACAGCGUCAGGGACAGCAAGGACUCGCACAAACCCGCACGCGCAUGUGACGCCUGCUACGAUACGGUCUUCCCCGUCCUCGACCCGUCCAAGUGGUCCACCUCUCCCCAUAGCAUCGGUGCGGGCGCGACGCACUCCCACCUCACGCUCUCCGGGCUGAAGAGCAUGCCCUCCCUCAUCCUCGGCGACAACCGCAUGUCGUCCUCCGCCGCGCUCCUCGCCGUCGACCUCGAGCUCGAGAGCCCGAAGCGCGUGCUCACACGUAUCGAGGACGAGUCCACCUUCGGCGGCGCAGGCGCAGACGGCGACGAACCCGACCCGGACGGCGCGCCCGCCGUGCCCGCGAUACGCAUCCGGCCCACCGCGCGCCCGCGCAGCUACGUGCAGAUACUAGAGGACUUCCAGGAGCACGCGCACGGGACGCCCAGCUCGAGCAGGACGCGCUUCGGCACGCCCGCGGGGGACGAGUCUGCCCUCGACGAGCGCGAGCAGGGCGGGCAGGUGCUGGAGGUGCCCGCGCACGACGGCGCGUCGGUGGCGGCGGCGGACGCGCCGAGCCGCGCGGGCUCGAGCCUCCCGCCGACGCCGCGGAAGGAGAACACGGCGCGCCGGCACAAGCGGUUCUCCCUCCCCGCGGUCGCGCUCCAGACGAGCCCGGUGACGGCGCGGCCCAAUGUGGUCGGCGAGGGGAACGCGCGGAGGUUCUCGCUCGUGCUCGGCCGCGGGUCGGGCGUGCAUGCGGCGGAGGCGAGCGGGUUCAGGGACGGGCUGGCGGCGGGGAAGUUGAGCGAGCUGCUGAGUCGGGUGAGGAGCUGA